AUGGCUUGCGGUGGCUUGCAGCUUGGCUUGGGUUUUUGUAAGCCUAAGCCUGGCGAAGCCAAGCCAAAGCCACCGGCUUCUGGGCCAAGCCGAGCCAGUCAAAUCACUAGCCAUGCCCUCUGGUACCCAGAGCCACACGAGUCGGGCGAGCCGCAGAUUGGCGACGCGGGGUUCGUCCACGAAGGCGCAUUUAUACGAUUGUUCAACCUCGACACUUCCACGUCCGAGAAAGAGGUCAAAUUCUGGGAGCCGCCGUUUGAGAUCAUUGAACCCUUACCUCGCGGCGUGCUCAAGAUUGAUCGGAGGCAGAGACCGCUCGUCCCCGAUCAGUACUGUAGCCAUGGAGUAGAGAGCAGGCAGAUGACUGCCGGUGCCAACGUAACUGCAACCUUAACGGCAAAGUACACCUGCAAGGUGGCGCAGGGGGCAAUUCUCGAGCUCAAGAGCGACGCUGUAGCCGAGACGCUAUUCGAGAACCAAGCUCUAGAGAAGUACAUUGUCAGGAACCACGACAUAUGGUACGGAUAUGCUACCGAUACCCUUGGCCAUUGA
This is a messenger RNA of Phanerochaete carnosa HHB-10118-sp, 552 nucleotides long. RefSeq lists its product as uncharacterized. The coding region runs from base 1 to 552 and encodes 183 amino acids. NCBI's taxonomy places the organism in Eukaryota, Fungi, Basidiomycota, Agaricomycetes, Polyporales, Phanerochaetaceae. The transcript is spliced from 2 exons. The record is from RefSeq and is a predicted model, not a curated record.